AUGAAAGACCGAAAUGAGCGGUGUUUGGAGGUGGCGAAAGAGGGCGAGCGUUUGAUUCGCGAUGGGCAUUUUGAUCGUGGAAUCGAAUCGAUGGAGGCGGCAAUCGCCAUCGGCACCUCCGAUUUACUGACCCUUUCCGCCAUUUACUCCCAACUAGGAAACGCCUUUUUCUCCGUCGGAUCCUACUCGAAAGCCAUCGAGUUUCACCGAAACGAUUUGCUGUUGGCCAGGGUGCUCAACGAUCGAACGGGUGAGGCGAAAGCGUGCGGGAAUCUCGGAAACGCGAUGAAAGCCGUGGGACAAUAUGAGAUGGCUUUGUCAUACUUCGAAACGCAACUCAAGCUAGCGAAACAAUUGAACGAUCGGUUCCUCGAAUCGCGUGCCUUGUUUCAUUUGGGUACUGCGCAUCAAGCUCGGGGGAAAGAGCUUUCCCGGAUGUGUCCAUCGACAAAUGAUGUCGACGGACCGACAUGGCAACAAGCGAAAGAUGAUCUAAACAAGAGCAACGACUAUUUCAGGGUGAACCUCGAUCUGGCACGCACGCUAAACGACUCGAUGUUCGUCGGCCGAAUUCUCGGACAUUUGGGCAACAACUUUUAUAUUCUUCGCGAUUUUCGCGGCGCUGUCGACUACCAUAUGCAGCGUCUCGACAUCGCGCACCAGUUCGGCGAUCGACAAGCGUCUCGUCGAGCCUACACAAAUUUGGCCAACGCGCAUAUGAUGCUGAACGAGGCUCGCAAAGCGAUCGAGUACUACCGCCUGGCCUACUCGGUGGCGCACGAGACCGAGGACAAGUACGCGGAGGCGCAGAAUUGCUUCUCGCUGGCAAACGCGGCGAUAGCGAUCAAGGACUAUCCAUUGGCCACCGAAUUCCACUUGCGACACCUGAAGCUGGCUCGUGAAUGCGGAGAUGUGGCCGGGGAAAUGAGAGCCCUCUCGAGUCUCUCACUUGACUUUUUCUAUCAAAGUGACCUCAGGAAAGCCGCGUACUUCCUCGAAAUGGGCAGGAAAUUGGCGAAACAGAUGGGAGAUCGAACAGCGCUCGAGAUGCACUCGAAAAAGCUGACGAAUUUGAUCGACGACAACUCGCAGACAUUGUUGAUCGAUGGAGAGAUCCAAUUUGAUUGGACGGCCGACCCUGAUGGAGAACCGUCGACAAGACUGUGCCGGUCGGUGAAUGAGUUGCGGGAACCGCAGAUGGAUGAAAGAACGGAUUGUGGGCUGAGUCGGCAGCCGAUCUCCUCAUCGGAUACACAGUUGAAUUCAAAACUCACCACGGAGGAGGAGCUCGCCAAACAGGACGCCUUCUUCGAUUUGCUCCUAAAUGUGCAAGGAAAACGGCUAAACGAUCAAAGAUGUGACGCCGGAAUUUUGACUGAUCUCACGAACCGGGGCCCAAGGCAGACAGACAGUAUGACGAUUACUGGAUACGAAACCCCCGAGCAAUUCAUCGAGUACCUGCUGGCGGCACAGGGCCGACGAAUGGAAGAGCAAAGGGCUCACCUCUUCCCCGGACUCGCCGAUCGAGAUGAUGUAUUGCAAAAGAUUGUCGACACGCCGGGCUUCGACGAGGAUUUGUAUGAUUUGGUGAUCAAAUCUCAGUCGAAACGGUUCAACGAUCAGCGAACGGACAUCGAUGAUGUGCCGGGGUUGAAAUUUCUCGGCAAUUUGCCCCAUCACUCGGCCACAACAGUCCCAGAGGAGGAUAUCAUGGAGAUUGUCCUGAAAAUGGCUGCUGGCCGACUCGACGAUCAGCGAGCAUCCUUGAAUCCGUCGGCA
Messenger RNA from Mesorhabditis belari, 1779 nucleotides. NCBI's taxonomy places the organism in Eukaryota, Metazoa, Nematoda, Chromadorea, Rhabditida, Rhabditidae. The record is from the annotation of a GenBank genome assembly.